CAUUUGAGAACCACUGGGACAGCACGAGGAUCGCGGUAGUUUCAUCAUUUACCGUUUAAUUUUUUCGUAAAAUUAUAAAGCGGCUAUGGCAUCGAUCGUAAUACCGGUUGCAGUGAGAUUUACUCGUGUCACGAUCGAUAGUUUGCACAAUAUAAAUAAAAAUAUUUUACUUAGGUUAUCUCAGCCAUCGUACAUUUCUCGGCAACGACAAGAAUACAGUACAAUUACAGAAGAAAAGAAGUCGGAAAGUGGUGACGCGGAAUCUGCGGUUCCAGAGCUCACAGAAAAUGAAAAAAAAUUGAAGGCAGAUCUUGAACUGCUUAACAAAGAGUUAACAGAACUUAGAACCCACAACACUGAGUUGGAUGGCAAAUAUAAAAGGGCACUUGCCGAUGGCGAAAAUCUUAGAGUUAGAUUGAUGAAGCAAAUCGAAGAUGCAAAAUUGUUCGGUAUUCAAGGUUUCUGUAAAGAUCUCUUGGAAGUAGCAGAUAUUUUAGGCAAAGCUACAGAAAGUGUACCGAAAGAUGAACUCACAGAAAAAAACCCACACUUAAAGACUUUAUACGAGGGUUUAAGGAUGACAGAAGCACAGUUGCAUAAAGUAUUUAAAAAGCAUGGUUUAAUUUCAUUGAAUCCAUUAAAUGAGAAAUUUGAUCCCAAUCAACAUGAAGCAUUAUUUCAACAGGAAGUUGAAGGCAAAGAACCAGGGACAGUAGUAGUUGUAUCGAAACUGGGCUAUAAAUUACAUGAACGAGUAGUAAGACCUGCAUUAGUUGGUGUUGCUAAAGGAUAAUUUAUAUGGUUUUAUAUUCAGGGAUUUAAAGAAUCACAGAAUAAAGUCUCUGCUACAAUAUUACAAUUGAAAUUUAAAUGUAAAACGGAUACACAGUCUGAAUGAAAAAUUAAUAUUGGAAAUGAGCAAAGUACAUAAAUUUUAUGAGAAGUAAAUUUCUUCUCGACGAACGUUAGUUAUUAGUCCAUGUUAAAAAAAUGUAACAUAUAUUUGAACUUCGAUGUUUCUUUGAUCAUUGCAAAUAGACAUAUAUAUAU
Molecule: messenger RNA, 1050 nt
Organism: Hylaeus anthracinus
Lineage: Eukaryota; Metazoa; Arthropoda; Insecta; Hymenoptera; Colletidae
Gene: Roe1
Product: grpE protein homolog, mitochondrial
Exons: 4
Coding region: 86-793 (235 amino acids)
Biological process (GO): protein import into mitochondrial matrix; protein folding
Cellular component (GO): PAM complex, Tim23 associated import motor
Molecular function (GO): protein-folding chaperone binding; protein homodimerization activity; adenyl-nucleotide exchange factor activity
Source: RefSeq, a predicted model, not a curated record